Molecule: messenger RNA, 1864 nt
Organism: Linum tenue
Lineage: Eukaryota; Viridiplantae; Streptophyta; Magnoliopsida; Malpighiales; Linaceae
Source: the annotation of a GenBank genome assembly
UUUUCGUUUAAAACCCUAAACCACCAGAGGAGACAAACCAGUUCCCUCCCUCCUCCACGAAACCAUGAAGUUCCGAUCUACGCACAGGCUCCCCGUUUUCCUCAACUCUCAUCAGUUCAACUAUCGCCGUCUUCAUCACCGCCAUUUCUUCAUUUCUUUCCACAAGAAAUUUCAUUCGACGUCGCCGACUCGUGCCGCUUUUAGCAAUGGCGACGGUGGCAACUCUAAAGGCAAUGCUUUCCUGGUACCUGGUGCAACUGCAGCUACCUUACUUAUGCUUGGUGCUCUGCAUGCUCGUCGGAUGUAUGAUGACAAAAAGUUGGAAGAGGCACGAGAGAAAGGGGUUGAAAUUGAAUUCCAACCUGAUGCAAAAGCUUCAUUUUUGAGGAUGCUACCCUUACGCUCCAUUUCCAGAGUUUGGGGUUCUUUAACUAGUGUGGAACUCCCUAUCUGGCUGCGCCCAUAUGUCUAUAAAGCUUGGGCAAGAGCAUUUCAUUCAAACUUGCAAGAAAUGUCUCUCCCUCUCGAAGAAUAUUCUUCUUUACGUGAAUUCUUUGUCCGCACAUUGAAAGAAGGGUCCAGGCCUAUUGACCCUGACCCACAUAGUCUGGUAACUGGUAACAAGCUUCUUGCUGAUGUUUCACAUCCAUACUGCUGUUAUUGGAUAUAGUGCCAAGCAGUGAGUAGUCUGUAGAGCAUCUCAUUUUGCAUUUUUGCAAUCUCAGGCCAGUCCCGUAGAUGGUACAAUUCUAAGAUUUGGGGAAUUGAAAGGACGAGGGGCUAUGAUUGAACAAGUCAAAGGGUUUUCGUAUUCUGCUUCUUCCCUACUCGGAGCUAGCUCCUUCCUUCCCAUGGUAGCUGAAAGGGAUGUGCCUGAGGAAACUAGCGAAGACCGAAGUGACCAUAAAGAGAACAGCCAAAACGCACAAUGGAGAAUUUCAUUGUCUUAUCCUAAAGCCAGGGACACAGUGAGAGCAACAAGUCCAGGGAAAGGACUUCACUACUGUGUAAUUUACUUGAGACCUGGAGACUAUCACCGCAUACACUCACCAGUUGAUUGGAAUAUUCUCGUUCGCCGUCACUUUUCAGGACGCCUUUAUCCAGUGAAUGAACGUGCAGCAAGAACAGUCAGAAAUCUGUAUGUUGAGAAUGAAAGGGUAGUAGUUGAAGGUCUAUGGAAUCAGGGAUUCAUGGCCAUGGCUGCAGUUGGUGCUACCAAUAUUGGAUCGAUUGAGCUUCUCAUUGAGCCAGAGCUUAGAACUAACCUGCCAAGAAAGCUGCCAUCUACUUCUGAUCCUCCAGAAGAACGGGUUUACGAACCUGAAGGCAUCGGAAGACUAGUCAAGAAAGGAGAUGAGAUAGCUGCUUUCAACAUGGGUUCAACAGUCGUGCUUGUCUUUCAAGCUCCUAUGUCGAAACCAGCCAAAGAUGGAAGCCCAUCUUCAGAAUUCAGGUUCAACAUCAAACGUGGGGAUCGAGUUCGAGUUGGAGAAGCACUUGGCACAUUCCAUGAUGUAUAGAUUACAGAAGCAUUUGCUCAUUUUGCUGAAGUUGUAUGGUUCAGCUAAGCAAAGCAGACAUCCGAGUGUUUCAUACUUCCACUGAGAUUCACUGCUGUACAACCUCCAUGUGGUCAACUUUGGCGAAGUUUACUUGUGAAAGUUCGUUGUAAUUUUAGGGAACAGUAGCUGGAAUUUACUGGGUUACUCCUGAGUCAUGAUCUACACCUUGUGUGAGACAUUGCUAUAUGGGAAUUUUGAUCCCCGGAAGGGUUAGUAAAAUCGUGUUGAAGAUCUACUGCUUGUGUGAAAAUGUAUUGAGCCUAAUCAUUCAAAGUUUUAGGGUAAAGGAGUGAAAAUUGAUC